Molecule: messenger RNA, 382 nt
Organism: Meira miltonrushii
Lineage: Eukaryota; Fungi; Basidiomycota; Exobasidiomycetes; Exobasidiales; Brachybasidiaceae
Product: putative COX12-cytochrome-c oxidase, subunit VIB
Exons: 2
Coding region: 49-321 (90 amino acids)
Cellular component (GO): respiratory chain complex IV; mitochondrion
Source: RefSeq, a predicted model, not a curated record
AGCCAAACACCAAAAAAGUUGCACUUGUCAGCUCAAUUCUAGCAAAACAUGUCUGAUUCGGAAAACAGUGAAGUCGGUGAGGCCAAGACCUUCACCCUGCAAACCGCUGCAUUCGAUGCCAGAUUCCCAAACCAAAACCAAACCAAGCACUGCUGGCAAAAUUACGUUGAUUUUUACAAGUGCGCCGGUGUAAGAGGAGCUGAUGAUUCGGCUUGCAAACAAUUUUAUCGUGCUUUCCACUCUUUAUGCCCAAACGAAUGGAUUGCUAAAUGGGACGAACAACGUGAAGGUGAUGCUUUCCCUCAUUCUUUGGACCCUUGAACGAAGCCUCGGAGGGAAAUCGUAUGAUCGAAUCGAAAUGUGCAAUAAACCUACCUAUUAG